Fusarium redolens is the source of this 1674-nucleotide messenger RNA. RefSeq lists its product as uncharacterized. Gene Ontology annotation, molecular function: protein binding. Bases 50 to 1474 code for a protein of 474 amino acids. The record is from RefSeq and is a predicted model, not a curated record. Lineage: Eukaryota; Fungi; Ascomycota; Sordariomycetes; Hypocreales; Nectriaceae. The transcript has a single exon.
CUCCUCUUUCACCUUACUCGUGAGAUCUUGCCAGAGCUCUGACUUCGAAAUGGCCCCCAUAUCAUUUCUCGACUGCCCCCAAGAGGUGCAGCUCAACAUCACCGAAUUUAUUUCCCAAACCGAUCUGGCCAAGCUCUCCAUGGCCUGUCGCGCCCUGUACAGCCUCACCAAGCCUCUAAUUUAUUCCUCUGUCAAAUUUGAAUGGGCGAGGGAGUUCCACCCGCCCAUCACUCAAUUACUCCAGUUACUCCGAACACUGCUAGAAGGACCGGACUUAUGUCCUCUGAUACGUCAUGCCGACUUUGAAGGUUAUGGCUACAUCGACGAAAUCGGCUGGUAUCGCUCAGAUUGGACAGAAGAGACUCCCGAUCCGCCACCUGUCAUCCCAGAGCUUCCUACCAGCAAACUCUCGGGGGCCAUAGGGAAGACAGGCGUUUCGAAGACUAUCGCCGACCAGUGGAAUGACAAGGUCCAAUCAGGAUCUCCUGAAGCUUCGGCCGCAGUUCUUGUUUCUUUACUACCAAAUCUGGAACGUCUUUGUCUUUCCUCCAAUUGGACCAACGACACGCAUUUCCUGGGGAGUAUGUUGCGGACUGCUCUAUGUGAAAUGCCUCAGCGCGUGUCAAAGGCAGGUUUGCCUUCUUUUACGUCGUUGAAGCGCGUAUCGCUUGCACAAAUGUUCGACGAAGAAAAUCACCUCGAUCCAAGUAAUACAGCAGAUGCCCUGGCGUUGUUCUACCUGCCGAAUAUCGAGGCCCUGUCAGUAUCUGUCGACAACCCCACCAGUUUCUCUUGGCCUUCCCCUUCCCCUCCAACUCCAACGUCCCUAAAGUCGCUCGAGCUCUUUCGGCUACGAGAGAGUCGCCUGGCACCAGUUUUAUCAGUAACAACGAACUUGAAGAAGCUACGAUACAACUGGCUGUACCGUCCUGACCUCGACGAGGAGGUCAGCAAAGAGGUUGUCACGUUGGAUAUAAUGGCAGAAGCCCUACUUGAGGCUAAAGACUCACUUGAGGAGCUUGAAAUCAAAGCAGAGAGUCUCCCUGCACUGUCGCAUGGGGAGUACGAGCCGCCUGGCGUCACGUUCCAUGGAUCAAUCAUUCAACUCCGUGAGAUGCAUAAGCUGAGAACUCUUCAUAUACCUUGGACAUUUCUCACAGGAAUAAAAGGCUUUUCAACCGGACCUGGACUCAUCGGGGCUGCAGUUCCGCCUAAUGUUGAACAUUUGGCCUUGGAUGGUUACUUCACGUGGUCUGAGCAUGAUGACUAUGAAGAUGAUCCAGAUAAACUGAUGGUUGAAGCUUUUGCUAAGGAACUCGAAAGCGGCGCUUUGUUACAUGCGAAGUCAUUGAAGAGCGUUUGCUUACCAGGAUCCAUCUAUCUUAUUGGGAUGUCGGACGUCUGUGAGAAAAAGAUGAGAGUCCUUGAGGAUCGAUUCGGAUUGGCAUUGAGCUAUGAUAAAAGAAGAACGUGAAGCUGCUUCAUCUUAUGGCUUGUAUAUCUAGAUUUCAUUCUCUUCUAUUCGAUCAUUUCCGAGCUUCGCUAUGACACGGUGUAUAACAUGAACUUGAUGUUGAAGCUCUUAUUGAAGAAUACAUGUAACUGAAUCUACCUGAAUUAAGACAAUGGGAGAGCUAGUAUUUACUCCCCAUCCCAAAUAAUAUGAUUUCUAGU